AUAACAAACAAUCAGUGAGGGCUGUGGGGACGCCGGGCCAUUUACCUAAUACUGCUACUAUCUGCUCAUUACAGCCAUGAAGCGAGACAAGGCGUGUGUGUCCAGAAUCGUGAAGGACGCCAGUGUUAUAUUACUGGACAUUGAGGGCACAACAACAUCCAUCAGUUUCGUUAAGAAUGAGCUGUUCCCAUACGUGCGGCGCGAGGUGGGCCAGUACCUGCAGCGCACCUGGGACAGCGAGGAGACCAAGGAAGACGUGGCCGCGCUGUCCCGCCAGGUCGAGGAGGACGUGGCUGCGGGGUUGGCGGGGAGCCAGGCACUGCCAAGCACAGGUGAGCGGGAGGCGGUGAUUGCAGCGCUGGUGGCCAACGUGGAGGGCAUGAUGGACGCCGACAGGAAGGUGGGGCCGCUCAAAGCCUUGCAGGGACACAUGUGGCGCAGCGCCUACCAAGAGGGCGCCGUGGAGGGCCACGUGUACGAUGAUGUGGUGCCCGCCCUGGAGGAGUGGCGUGCCCUUGGGAAGCGCAUCUACAUUUACUCCUCCGGCAGCGUGGAGGCACAAAAACUGCUCUUCAGACACUCCUGCCGCGGCGACCUUCUGCAUUUCUUUAGCGGCCACUUCGAUACGUCCGUGGGAGCCAAGGUGAACGCCCAGAGCUACAGGGAUAUUGUGUCCCAGCUGGAGUGUGCGUCUGGGGAGGAGGUUCUCUUCAUCACCGAUCUUGAGAAAGAGGCAUUCGCGGCGGCCGAAGCAGGAAUGCGAGUGGUGGUGUCCGUGAGGGAAGGCACGGCGCCCCUCACCCAAGCUUGUCUGGAUUCUUUCCGCACCAUCACCUCCUUCGCCGAGCUAUCCCAAGAGGACCCUGAUUCCCCGAUCUCGUCCCCGAAGAAAGCCAGGGUGGAGGCGGAGGACGAAGGGGAAGGAGGUAAAGGGCAGCGGAGAGGCAGACGCUCACAAGAAUGGAAGCAAGAAGGAAGGCAAAGGAGUGGCUGCUAAGAAAGAUGAGGAGGGAGAUAAAGAGGCGGUUCAGAAAUAGAGUAGAAUAUGUAGUUUCUUGAUGGGUGAAGUAGAUGUAGAUAAAUGUUACUGUACUGUUUUGUC
This is a messenger RNA of Scylla paramamosain (green mud crab), 1102 nucleotides long. It is a transcript of the gene Enoph, whose product is annotated as enolase-phosphatase E1-like. The record is from RefSeq and is a predicted model, not a curated record. Gene Ontology annotation, molecular function: acireductone synthase activity; magnesium ion binding. Lineage: Eukaryota; Metazoa; Arthropoda; Malacostraca; Decapoda; Portunidae.